This is a messenger RNA of Rotaria sp. Silwood1, 1869 nucleotides long. NCBI's taxonomy places the organism in Eukaryota, Metazoa, Rotifera, Eurotatoria, Philodinida, Philodinidae. The record is from the annotation of a GenBank genome assembly.
AUGAUAAAUAGAAAUAAUAGAAAUGAUGUUACAAUAAUAGAAACAAUUGUUCCUGAUGGAGGUUGGGGAUGGAUUAUUGUUUUAUCAUCAUUCAUUAUUCAUUUUAUAAUAGACGGAAUAACAUAUUCAAUGGGUGAUAUUUAUUUGGAACCAAUGUUAAAAAAUCUUCAGUUUAGUCGUGCUUAUGUAUCAGCUAUAUUUGCUUUUUUGGAAUCCAUUACUUUAGCUUCAGCACCUAUAUCAACAGUAUUUACAAAUACAUUUGGAUGUCGAAAGGUAACAAUAGUUGGUGCUAUUCUAGCAUCACUUGGAUUUUUUCUUAGUCAAUGGUGGUCAAAUGUUUAUUAUUAUUAUCUUACCAUUGGUAUAAUUGGAGGUAUUGGUUGUGGACUUAUUUAUUUACCAGCAAUUGUUUCAGUUGGAUAUUAUUUUGAAGAAAAACGUUCAUUUGCAAUGGGUAUAGCUGUUUGUGGAUCAGGUUUGGGUACAGUUGCAUUUCCAUAUAUACUACCUUGGUUAAUGAAUAGAUUCUUUUCAAAUGAUUAUAAAUAUGCUCUUUUAUUUGAAUCAAUUCUUAUAUUUACAUGUAUUUUAUUUGGUCUUCUUAUGAUUCCUCUACCAAUCGAACCUAGUGAACAACGUCAUUUACGAUAUAAAUUACAAUCCGAAAGUAAAGAAGAAGCUAAUAAACAUAUAUUAAAUAAUAUUGAUAAUGGAAAUAAUCAAACAAAUGAACAAAUGAAUCAACAUGAAAGUGUACCUUUUGUAAAAACAUGUCGAGAAAAUGUUGUUAAUGAAGAUGCAUCAUAUAUUGAUCAUAGACGUAACACAAUAGUAUCAUUUCAAAAUGUUCCUUAUAUUGGUUUAAAUAAUAUUUCGAUAAAUAAAAGUGAACAUCCUUGGAAAUCUUUAACACAUUUAUCAUCACCAUCAUACCGUCAUUCCUUAUUAACAAUUCAAAAUCGUUCAUUGUAUCAAGGUAGUCUUAGUCGGAUAUCUUUACCAAAUAAAUUCAUUGAUGAUUAUUAUUCCAAUGAUAAAACAGUUCAAUCAAGACCAACAACAACAACAACAACAACAACAACAAUUAAUGAUAAAGAUUCAAUUAUAAUAAAUAAUCAAUGUGAACAAUUAAGUGAAUCAAUAAUUGAUUCACUUUUAGAACAAAUUAAUUUAAAUCUUUUGAAAAAUGCUUCAUUUACUCUUUUUACAAUAUCAAAUUUUUUAUCAAGUCUUGGAUUUUUUGUUCCAUAUAAUUUUGCACAUGAUCUUGCUAAAGAUUCACAUGUUGAAGAAAAUCAUCGAAAGUUUGUCAUUAUGGCAAUCGGUUUUUCUACUUGUUUCGGUCAUGUUAUUAUUGGAUAUAUAGCAGAUCUUAAAUCGGUUAAUCGUCUUAUAUUAUACAAUUCAACAUUAAUCAUAGCUGGUCUAUCUACAAUAAUUGCUCCAUAUAGUGGCUCUCAUAUUCUUCCUCAUUUGAUUUAUGCAUCAUUUUUCGGUUUCUUCUCAGGUGGAUAUGUUGGUUUAACAUCAAUAAUAACUGUUGAUCUUGUUGGAAUAGAUAAAUUAUCAAAUGGAAUGGGUAUUAUUCUACUAUUUCAAGGUAUUGCUACUGCUAUUGGUACUCCAGCUGCUGGUGCUAUGCGUGAUGCAUUUGAAAAACAUCGUCGACCAUUUCUUUGGCCUUAUUUUAUGUUUGGUGGAUUUGUUGUAUUAAGUGGAGUUAUUCUAUUUGCUAUUCCAAUAUUAAAACAAAGAGAAAAAAAUCAUCGAAAAUUAUCGAAAUUUUCAUCAAACACUAAUUCUACUUCUCAUUUAGAUAAACAUUCAUUUUUUCAUAGACAACAACAACAACAACAACAAAUUUAA